GCGUCAUUCCGUGUCAACAAAAAUGGCGACGUCCAUGAGCGUCCUUGGGCAACGGAAUUUACAUGUAAGUGGUGUCUCCUAAUUGCUUUAGAAAUGUCCAUUGUUUUACCGAGACGGAAAAAGAAAACAGACAUUUUUGCGCCAAGGAAAUCCGUUCAAGAUGCGAAAGAAAAACUGGGUCCAGCAUUUUUCGAUCCGUCACUUCUUGAAUGUUCAAGGAAUGCUAUUGAAUUGAACAAACUGGUAAACAAGUGGGAGGACAUAGAAAAACAAAUGGUAAAAGUUUUACGCGACCUCUCUCGUGAGCAAAAAUCAUUGGCGAGGUCUUUCAAAAGGAGUCAUUCUACAAAUGAUUCGUCAUCGAAAGGCGUAUCAACAGAAGAAUACAUAGAAACACUUGACGGAAAACAGAUUCCUCCAGGAUUUAGAUUUAAGUCAAAUGGUGAACUAAAAGCUUCUACGACGUCCUUAUCACAUCUAGCUGUAUCUACAAGUGACGAAGAUAUAAAUACAAAAGACGAUGCCAAAUUAUCUCAAAAAUCAGAUCGUUUGAGCUAUAAUGGCAUUGAUUACAACAAGGAAAUCGAAAUGCUUAGGGACGUCAUAGUUGAUAUUUGCGAAGAAUUAUCAAAAAGUAGGAUUAGUUUGUCUAAAUCAAAUUCAGGAAAGUUAAAAACCUUCCUUAGAGCACAUUCAAAUGAAUACACAAGCGUGAGUGACUAUACCGGUGAACUUUAUGAAAAGCCAAAUGACAGGUUUGCUUUCCAGCCUGGUUCAGUAGAAAGGCGUAAUUUGCACAAACAAACUAUAAAAACUCCAUCCACAAGAGCAUGUGUCGGGUGCCAAUUUAAACUUAGGCAACAGAGUGAUAAAUUGCAAAAACUAAAAACAGAAACAGAUAAAAAUGUCUUGAAGCGAAGAUGGAGUUACGUUCCUGUAGGCAAAUAUGUGUCCUCGUCGACGUCGCUUGAUUCAAACUCACACCUGUUAAGAAAAUCGUCGUUGCCAUUUGCUAGGUUUGAAGAACAUAAGAUAGAUAUAAAGAAAGACUCAAAACCUUCUUUGGUCCGACUCAAAGUAGAUUCGGAGAUUAUUCCAAGAAAAACAGUUUCGUUUCAACACAAACAAAAAGAACAUCCUUUGACUGAGGGCCGUACUAAAAGUUCUCCGUGUGUAAGACGUAAAGACCAUUUAGCGACAGGUGAGAGAGAAACUGUGAGUGAAACGCAUCAAAAACCAAAGUCAGCGACUACUAAAACGCCGAAACUGUGUGGAGGACGAAGUUUAGAGUCAUCUCUAUUUAAACGGUCAGCACGAAACAGUAGAUCAUCGGCGAACUCGGACACAUUUAUCAUCGGACGUUGCUUAGACUCCUCUCAGUCUUUCAGGUCUGGCGUGAGUUCAAGAAAUAGUUCAAGGAUGUUGACAGACUUUGAAACCCGGCUAAGUUUACUUAAAGAGUUUCAGGCAGAACAGGAUAAACAAUGCGAGACGAAAGUGAAAAAGUUCCUCAAAAACAUAGAUUCAAUGCAGAAUGUGACGUGAACCAGAGUGAAUGGCUGAAACCCUGAAAUGAAUGAUCACAGUUAAGAUAUGGCGUAGCCAGAGUAAUUGACACAGAAUCUAUAAACUGACAUAAUUAUGUUCCAUUCAGGACUUGAUAUACAGGCAAAGCAUUUAUGUUUUAUACAACAUUUUAUGUUGUACAUUUAUUGUAUGCAUUAUCCGAAAUAAGCAACCCUUAGUAUAAAUGAACUGAAAUUGCUUAUGAAAAUAACAACAUAAGCAUUUUAUAACACAAAACAUGCACAGGAACAACAACUGUAUCUGGUAAUAAAGAUUCAACACGCAAAUAGGAUUUCAGUUGCGUUGAAGCCAAAUUCUAACAACCCUCCUAACAUGGUUCGAUUUGUCCGUCAGUAUAACAAAGAAAAAACUCGAGCACGUUAAUUCUGCAAUGAAUAAUCCUUGAUGUGAGGAAUGCAGAGAGAACAAUAUGAUAUAACGUGGUUGCCUCAUCUCAUCAGUUUCUAUUCAGACGAAUGAAGUUCACAUUUUUAUCAUAAUAUUUUAAUGAGCGUGUUAGAGUAAAAAUGGUGAGUAAUCAUCUGACUUACCACAGUA
This is a messenger RNA of Mercenaria mercenaria, 2124 nucleotides long. RefSeq lists its product as uncharacterized. The record is from RefSeq and is a predicted model, not a curated record. The coding region runs from base 94 to 1545 and encodes 483 amino acids. Lineage: Eukaryota; Metazoa; Mollusca; Bivalvia; Venerida; Veneridae. The transcript is spliced from 2 exons.